AUGGCCUCUGACCUGGACUUCUCACCUCCUGAGGUGCCUGAGCCUACUUUUCUGGAGAACCUGCUACGGUACGGACUCUUCCUGGGGGCCAUCUUCCAGCUUAUCUGUGUGCUGGCCAUCAUCGUACCCAUCCCCAAGUCCCAUGAGGUGGAGGCAGAACCCUCUGAGCCCAGAAGUGCUGAGAUAACGAGAAAGCCCAAGGCUUCUGUUCCUUCUGCAAACAAAAGGCCGAAGAAGGAGACCAAGAAGAAGUGGUAGAAGAGGAGAAGAGGAGCCCAGG
This is a messenger RNA of Nycticebus coucang (slow loris), 280 nucleotides long. Its product is annotated as protein MANBAL-like. The record is from RefSeq and is a predicted model, not a curated record. Gene Ontology annotation, cellular component: membrane. Lineage: Eukaryota; Metazoa; Chordata; Mammalia; Primates; Lorisidae. The transcript has a single exon. Bases 1 to 258 code for a protein of 85 amino acids.